Molecule: messenger RNA, 1930 nt
Organism: Ectocarpus sp. CCAP 1310/34
Lineage: Eukaryota; Phaeophyceae; Ectocarpales; Ectocarpaceae
Source: the annotation of a GenBank genome assembly
CCAAGCACGGACGUCGGCACCUACCUUGAUCCGUGUAUUGCUUUGUGUGGUACCAUGAGGGAGAUCGAUGAGAGUCACAUCAGUACUGAAGCCUUGGAGGAGAGCGGUCGGCUGGGUUACGACUUCUACAGGCGAAUCAAUCGGCUCCCCCACUCGAAUCGUUGCUCCUAUGGUGGACCAGUCGGAGCUCGCGUUUCGGAGGCUGUGCAGGCGAUACGGGUCGAACCUGUGCUACACGCCCAUGUACAACAGCAAAUGCUUCGCCGUGAGCAGCGCGUACCGCAAGAGCAACUUCGAUCCGCACCCGGAGGAUCGCCCCUUGAUCGUGCAGUUCUGCGGUAACGACCCGGCGCUGCUGCUGGCAUCCGCCAAGUUCGUGGAGAAGGAGUGCGACGCGAUCGACCUGAACCUGGGAUGUCCUCAAGGGAUCGCUCGAAAAGGCAGGUAUGGUGCGUUCUUGCUGGAGGAGUGGGCACUGCUGAGGGAUAUCGUCGGCACUCUUGCCAAGAACCUGUCGAUCCCCGUGACGUGCAAGGUGCGGCUGCUAGACUCGGUGGAGGAUACCAUCACCAUGUGCAAGAUGCUCGUCGCCGCGGGUGCUAGGAUCAUCACGGUUCACGGGCGUACCAAGGAGCAGAAAUCGAAGGCCACGGCUGGCUGCAACUGGGACGCGAUUCGACGGAUAAAAGAGGCCCUGCCCGUGCCGGUGUUCUCGAACGGGGCCAUUUCCUCGCUUGAAGACGUGGAGCGGUGCCUCCGAGAAACGGGUUGCGACGGGGUGAUGUCAUCGGAGGCCGUGCUAGAGCGACCGGGCCUCUUCUCGGACAACGUUUCUACGGUUACAGGGCUCAAGAUGUCCCAGGCUCAGCUGGACGAUAUCGUCCUCGAGUAUAUCGACCUCGCGAAGCAGUCGCCGCCGCACUCCCGUGGCCGGACGAGCGUCCCCUGUCUCCGGGGGCACAUGUUCAAGUGCCUUUUCACCGCCGUAGCCGUAAGGACCGACCUGAGGGCGAGGCUCACCAAGGCUCGGACGCUGGAGGAUAUGGAGGAGCUAGCGCUGGCUGUUAGAGAGGCAAGGCUAGCGGACCCCGAAUCCUUCGACGAGGAAAAGACAUGGUACAGAAGGCACACCAUGCCACACACCUCAGACGAGUGGGGAACCCCGCAGGCGCUGUGGGCGGCGCAGGCGAAGGUGGUGGCGGAAAAGCGGCUGAGGGAUCCAGGGCCGGAGGAGGUCGGGCUUGGGGACUCAAUCUUCGGGGACGAAGAGGGGGCGGCGGAUUACUAAAAAGGGUGGUUGCCAAGUUUUUCGUGGUAGGUUGUUGUAUUGGUUUUCAUUUAUAGACUGAUUAGAAACGGCGUUCAUUUGAAGGACGAAAGGGUAUGGAAGACACGUAUGGGGAUCAAAGUGCAAGUGUCGGGGAAACGUACAAGCACGGGAACCAGCGCCCGUUGCAAGAUCUCGUGGAACAUGUAGAGGGCGGGUAGGAACCUGCCGCCUGUCCGAACCGGUGCAAUAGCUAGCCAAUCAUGUGUUCGGAGGAUGCAGUAUUAUCCAGGAGGGGGAGGAGGAGCCGGAGAGGAAUUUUCCCCAAGAAGUGGCUGUCAUGAUGAGGGUCCCAAUUGUGCAACCUUGUAUUAUUCUGAACCCCUCGGUGUUUUGCUUGGUGGUCGGCAAUGGUGUCACCCAGACAAUAACCGAGGAUAUCCCAACUUAAUUGCGGUUUAUCCCUACUUAGGAUGAUGACCGUGUGCGUAUUAUGCGAGUAAUUUGCAAACCUCGGGUUCCUCCAGGCGGGAAGGAGUCGAGAUGGUGUUGCAGACGACCAGUGACCGCCAGUGAUCGAGCGAUGGUCCGCUUUCGGAUGGGGUCGGGCAAGGAGAAUCGAUCGGGGUCGGUGGUGCAAAUGGCGACGUUGCGGCUCGCACG